UAUUUGCCUCGUAUAGGAUUUGAACAAGCAACAUUUAGCUCCUUCUUUUUUCACCAUUUAAAUAAAAAACAUUUAGCUCUCUUUGCUAUAAAUACCAAUAGUUUGUCACAAACUCUUAUCACAAAACGAAACACCCCCCAAAUUGAAAGCCAUAUGGAGCAUAUCUUCUUCCCCACGUUGCUUUUCAUUAUUUUCCUUCUAUGUACUUUCAAAUUCUUCUUCUCAAGCACAAGAAAAUACAAAAACCUCCCACCAAGCCCUCCUUCACUUCCAAUUAUCGGUCACCUCCAUCUCUUAAAACCACCGGUUCAUCGAGCCUUCCACCUUCUCUCUCAAAAACACGGUCCCAUUUUCACACUUUGGUUCGGAUACCGCCGUGUGGUUAUAGUAUCAUCCUCCUCGGCGGUCGAAGAAUGCUUCACCAAGAACGACAUCGUUCUGGCCAACCGCCCUCGGCUACUCUUGGGCAAGCACCUAGGCUACAACUACAGUACCUUGGCGAGUUCCCCUUAUGGCGAUCAUUGGCGAAACCUCCGACGAAUCAGCGCCAUCGAAAUCUUCUCGACGAGCCGGCUCAACUUGUUCUUGAGCAUCCGGAGGGACGAAAUCAGACGGACAUUGUGCAAACUUUCUCGAAACUCCAUCGAACAGUUUGUGAAGGUGGAGCUGCAACCGAUAUUUACGGAGCUGACUUUUAACAUUAUAAUGAGAAUGGUCGCAGGGAAGCGGUACUACGGGGACGAGUUGACGGAUAAGGAAGAAGCUAAGCAGUUCAGAGAGAUUAUAGAGGAGGCGUUUGUGUAUGGUGGAGCAGCAAAUCCUGGAGAUUUCUUGCCUGUUUUGAAUUGGAUUAGCAGGGACGGAUUUGAAAAGAAGAUCAAGAGGCUUGCUAAGAGGGCAGAUGCUUUCUUGCAAAGUCUUAUUGAUGAGAAUCGGGACAGAAAAGAGAGUAAAAAUACCAUGAUUGAUCAUCUACUUUCCCUGCAAGAGUCACAGCCUGAUUACUACACUGACCAAAUUAUCAAAGGACUUAUAAUGAAUAUUUUAUUGGCUGGGACUGACACGUCUGCAGUGACAUUGGAGUGGGCAAUGUCCAAUCUCCUUAACCAUCCCCAUAUCCUGGAAAAGGCUAAAGCCGAAUUGGAUCGUCAAAUCGGUCAACAAAACUUAAUGGACGAACCAGAUCUUUCAAAACUACCUUACCUCCAAAACAUCAUCUCCGAGACCCUCCGUCUCUACCCACCAGCCCCAUUGCUUGUUCCACAUCUAUCCUCCGAUGACUGCACCAUUGGUGGUUACAACGUGCCACGUGACACCAUCUUAUUGGUUAAUUCAUGGGCCAUACAGAGAGACCCUAAGCUGUGGAACGAUGCAGAGAGUUUUAAGCCCGAAAGGUUUGAAACAAAGGAGGUUGAUACGACGUCGUCAUACAAAUUAAUGCCGUUUGGAGUGGGAAGGAGGGCUUGUCCUGGUGCUGGACUGGCACAACGUGUCGUUGGAUUGAGCUUAGGGUCGUUCAUUCAAUGCUUUGACUGGAAAAGGAUUAGCGACAAAGAAAUUGAUAUGAGUGAAGGUAAAGGGCUUAGCAUGCCCAAAGUUGUGCCGCUGGAAGCUAUGUGUAAAGCACGUCCGAUCAUGAACAAUGUUCUCUCUGAAACUGUAGAUGAUAAUUAAAAUAUUUACAUUAUUAUAGUAUCUCUCUCUCUUUAUUAGUCUUGCUAAAAACAUAUAUAAAAAUAAUUAAAGUUUUAUUUUGUA
This is a messenger RNA of Ziziphus jujuba (common jujube), 1758 nucleotides long. Its product is annotated as cytochrome P450 81E8. Gene Ontology annotation, molecular function: heme binding; oxidoreductase activity, acting on paired donors, with incorporation or reduction of molecular oxygen; monooxygenase activity. The record is from RefSeq and is a predicted model, not a curated record. Lineage: Eukaryota; Viridiplantae; Streptophyta; Magnoliopsida; Rosales; Rhamnaceae. The coding region runs from base 154 to 1674 and encodes 506 amino acids. The transcript is spliced from 2 exons.